CGACAUUCGAGAUACAACAUUUGACGUAUUGACGUUUACGGUUUUGGUUUUGCUGCGGUUUCCCCCAGCACAGCAAAACGUAUACUUUGUUGACCAGAAACUGGUUUUUAAAUAAAAAAAAGAUUAUUUAAUGUGUAUAAACAUUGAACCGUAAAUUGGGUGCGCGGCGAGUCAAGUUGUCACUUGUGUCGGAACUGACAUGUGGCACUGAAAGAAAACUUAACUUUGAUUUUGUUGAGUUAAAAUGUUUCGAAGUAAAAUAAGAAUACACACGUGUCGCAUAAUAUUAUUAACAUCGUUAGUCUGGCUGCUGGUAGAUGUUGCGCUCUUAGCUAUCUACUCUGACUGCUUCGGCGAUGGUUGUAGUAAGAAGACAAGUGAAGUUGUUGUCAGGAGUAAAGAUACAGAAGACCUCCGUGGUAAAAGAGGUGCGAUAGCAGCAGGUCUACGGAGCAAAGUAGAAGAUGAGGAAACUAAUUUAGAGGAGAAUGAACUAGAGCAAGACAUUGGUGAUGAUGGGCUUAUGCUGCCUCCAUAUCCAAAGUCACGGCUAAAGAGGUGGUCAGUAGUGCCACCUGUGAGGCCACAGGGUGACUCUCCCGGAGAAAUGGGUAAAGCUGUUAACAUUCCAAUAGAACAAGAGAAACUCAUGUUGGACAAAUUCCAGGAGAACCAGUUUAAUUUGUUAGCUAGUGAUAUGAUCUCGUUAAAUAGAUCGCUGACAGAUGUCAGAUUUGAGAAGUGUAAAGGGAAACAAUACCCAGAUUUACUUCCUACAACUAGUGUUGUGAUUGUCUUCCACAAUGAGGCGUGGACAACUCUUAUCCGAACUAUUUGGAGUACUAUAAAUCGAUCGCCUCGGCCAUUGCUCAAAGAGAUUAUUUUAGUUGAUGAUGCUAGUGAAAAAGAACACUUGGGCAAAAAAUUGGAGGAUUAUAUAAAAACACUGCCAGUACCGACCCAUCUCUUUCGAACGGAAAAUCGUUCCGGUCUUAUCCGGGCGCGUCUUUUAGGAGCCAAACAUGUACAAGGAGACGUCAUUACAUUCUUAGAUGCACAUUGUGAAUGCACGGAGGGUUGGUUGGAGCCUCUGUUAGCGAGGAUAGUGGAAGACCGUACCACUGUGGUGUGUCCCAUCAUUGAUGUCAUCUCAGACACGACCUUCGAGUACAUACAAGCAUCGGACAUGACAUGGGGUGGAUUCAAUUGGAAAUUAAACUUUAGGUGGUACCGUGUGCCGGAGCGCGAGAUGUCCCGGCGCGGCGGAGACCGCACGGCGCCGCUGCGCACGCCGACCAUGGCGGGCGGCCUCUUCGCAAUAGACCGCGAGUACUUCUACAAGAUCGGCUCCUACGACGAGGGCAUGGACAUCUGGGGCGGGGAGAACCUCGAGAUGAGCUUCCGGGUGUGGCAGUGCGGCGGGCGGUUGGAGAUCGCGCCGUGCGCGCACGUGGGCCACGUGUUCCGCAAGACCACGCCCUACAGCUUCCCCGGCGGCACGGGCCGCGUCGUCAACCACAACAACGCACGCCUCGCCGAAGUCUGGCUCGACGAGUGGAAGCAUUUCUACUACAAUAUCAACCCAGGUGCACUAAACGUGCCCGUUGGUGACGUCAGCGAACGCAAGGCGCUAAGACAGAAGCUCAAGUGUAAGAGCUUCAGAUGGUACUUGGAAAAUAUAUACCCUGAGAGUCAGAUGCCUUUGGACUACUACUUUUUGGGAGAGAUACGUAACGCGGAGACAUCGAACUGCCUGGACACUCUGGGCGGCAAGGCGGGCCAGCCGCUGGGUAUGGGCUACUGCCACGGUAUGGGCGGCAACCAGGUGUUCGCCUACACCAAGCGCAAGCAGAUCAUGUCCGAUGACAACUGUCUGGACGCCGCACAUCCACGUGGACCCGUCAAGCUCAUCCGAUGUCACGGCAUGCGCGGCAACCAGGAGUGGACCUAUGAUGUUAAGACACGUACAAUAAAGCACAGUAACACGGGCAUGUGCCUGGAGAAGCCGGAGUCGGGCGACGUGUGGAAGCCGGUGUUGCGGCCGUGCUCGCGCGCUCGCGGCCAGCAGUGGCUCAUGCAGGUCGACUUCAAGUGGCAGGCGCGACAUGGCUCCCGUCUCGCCGACAGGCCCAGCUAGUGACACAACACAAGAACAACGAUAGACCAUCAAAGUCUUCCCCUGUCAUUAGUAAUAUCAGAUUUUAUUCCUUAUUCCUAUAUCAGAAGUAAUGUAAUUAGAUGUAACGCCUCGGCACUCGGGCCACGUGAAUUGUUGACAAUACGAUGAGAGAAUGUUAUAACAUUUUGUAUUCCCUAAAAAAUAUAUGUAAAAAGUUGCUCAAACUUGACAUAUAAUAUUGUAUUGUGUAAAUUUUACUAUCCUGCUUUUUUAUUGCGUGAAUGUGGAUUUUAUAUCAAAUACAAGUAUUUUUUUUUGUUGCGAAAA
This is a messenger RNA of Papilio machaon (common yellow swallowtail), 2446 nucleotides long. RefSeq names its product polypeptide N-acetylgalactosaminyltransferase 5 (gene Pgant5). The coding region runs from base 245 to 2137 and encodes 630 amino acids. NCBI's taxonomy places the organism in Eukaryota, Metazoa, Arthropoda, Insecta, Lepidoptera, Papilionidae. Gene Ontology annotation, cellular component: Golgi apparatus. The transcript is spliced from 13 exons. The record is from RefSeq and is a predicted model, not a curated record.